This is a messenger RNA of Penicillium paradoxum, 2586 nucleotides long. RefSeq names its product beta-glucosidase. Gene Ontology annotation, biological process: glucan catabolic process. The record is from RefSeq and is a predicted model, not a curated record. Gene Ontology annotation, molecular function: beta-glucosidase activity. Lineage: Eukaryota; Fungi; Ascomycota; Eurotiomycetes; Eurotiales; Aspergillaceae. The transcript is spliced from 3 exons. The coding region runs from base 1 to 2586 and encodes 861 amino acids.
AUGAAGUUCGGGUGGCUUGAGGCCAGCUUGACGGCUGCCUCAGUGGCAAAUGCCAAUUCACUUGCCUAUUCACCUCCCUACUAUCCCUCUCCAUGGAUGACUGGCGCUGGCGAAUGGUCCGACGCAUAUGAACGUGCCGUUGAAUUUGUCUCAAGCCUGACACUAGCUGAGAAGGUCAAUUUGACGACCGGUACUGGCUGGCAGCAGGAGCGAUGUGUCGGUGAGACCGGUGGGAUUCCGCGACUUGGCAUGUGGGGAUUGUGUAUGCAGGACUCACCGUUGGGUUUACGUUUCAGCGACUACAACUCCGCUUUCGCCUCGGGUGUCAAUGUUGCCGCAACAUGGGACAAGGAACUUGCCUACCAGCGUGGUUUGGCAAUGGGAGAGGAACACCGUGACAAGGGUGUCGAUGUGCAAUUAGGUCCUGUUGCUGGCCCUCUGGGCAAGUACCCCGAAGGUGGUCGCAACUGGGAGGGAUUCUCGCCUGACCCCGUUUUGACCGGUGUGAUGAUGGCCGAGACCAUCAAGGGCAUUCAAGAUGCCGGUGUCAUUGCCUGCGCUAAGCAUUUCAUUGGUAACGAACAAGAGCAGUUCCGUCAGUCCGGCGAGGCUCAAGGAUACGGUUACAACAUCACACAGAGUUCGAGCUCCAACAUUGACGACAAGACUUUACACGAGUUGUAUCUCUGGCCAUUCGUGGAUUCUAUCCGUGCAGGCGUUGGCUCUGUCAUGUGCUCCUACAACCAGAUUAACAACAGCUAUGGUUGCGCAAACAGCUAUACUCUCAACAAAGUGCUCAAGGGCGAGCUCGGAUUCCAGGGCUUUAUUAUGAGUGACUGGGGCGCCCACCACAGCGGUGUCAGCUCGACUCUGGCCGGGUUGGAUAUGUCCAUGCCCGGUGAUGUCUAUCUUGGCAGUCCUUACACCUACUGGGGAACCAACUUGACUAUCUCCGUUCUGAACGGCACUGUCCCCGAAUGGCGUGUUGACGAUAUGGCCGUUCGAAUCAUGGCUGCUUACUACAAGGUUGGACGUGACCAAAUCCGUACUCCCCCCAACUUCAGCUCAUGGACUCGCGAUGAGUACAACUUCGAGCACUUCAUCGUCAGCGAGAACUGGAGCAAGCUCAACGAGCGCGUCAACGUUCAGCGAGACCACGCCAAGGGCAUCCGCAAGCUUGGCUCCGACAGCACCGUGUUGCUCAAGAACAAGGGUGCAUUGCCUCUUACCCAUGACGAGAAAUUCAUUGCCAUCUUGGGAGAGGAUGCAGGCUCCAACCCCCGUGGUGCCAAUGGCUGCGCCGACCGCGGCUGUGAUGACGGUACAUUAGCCAUGGGCUGGGGCAGUGGAACUGCCAACUUCCCUUACCUGAUCACCCCGGAGCAAGCCAUCCUGAGUGAAGCCUUAGAUUACGGUGAUGGGCGCACUAACGUCUUCAGCGUGACUGAUAAUUGGGCCCUCAAGGAGAUGGCCUCCACUGCCUCUCAGGCCGACGUUGCUCUGGUCUUCGUGAACGCCGACUCUGGUGAAGGUUUUAUCAGUGUCGACGGCAAUGAGGGUGAUCGCAAGAACAUGACUCUCUGGAAGAAUGGCGAGGAGGUGAUCCAGACCGCUGCCCAGAACUGUAACAACACUAUUGUCGUUAUCCACAGCUCAGCUGCUGUUCUUAUCGGCGACUGGUACGACCAUGAGAAUAUUACUGCCAUCGUCUGGGCUGGUCUGCCUGGUCAGGAGAGUGGUCGCAGCUUGACAGAUGUCUUGUACGGUCGCGUCAAUCCUGGAGCUAAGACACCUUUCACCUGGGGCAGAACCCGCGAGGACUACGGACCCCCUCUUCUCACUGUAACCAACAAUGGCGCCGAUGCGCCCCAAGAUAACUUUGAGGAUGGUGUGUUCAUCGACUACCGCCGCUUUGACAAGGAUAACACGGAGCCCAUCUAUGAGUUUGGCUACGGUCUGAGCUACACCACUUUCGCCUUCUCUGACCUCAAGGUCACCCCACUUGCCUCAUCCGAAUACAAACCGACCACUGGAAAGAGCAAGCAGGCUCCCGUAUUUGGUGAGCCUGGUGAUGUUUCGGAGAACUUGUUCCCCGAGGGUAUCACUCGCGUCCGCCAAUACCUCUAUCCGUGGUUGAACUCCACCGACCUACGCGCCUCCUCUGGCGAUCCAGACUACGGUAUGGACUCCAAAGAUUACCUUCCCGAAGGCGCAGUCGAUGGUUCUCCCCAGGACCUUCUUCCCUCUAGCGGCAACUCCGGUGGCAACCCCGGCCUGUUUGAAGACCUCUACCAGGUGACCGCUACCAUCACCAACACGGGUUCUGUGACCGGUGAUGAGGUUCCCCAGCUGUAUGUCUCACUCGGCGGCGACUGCGAACCCGUCAAGGUCUUGCGCCAGUUUGACCGAGUCACCAUUGCCGCUGGCGAGACAGUCCAAUGGACUACCACUUUGACCCGUCGCGAUGUCUCCAACUGGGAUGUUGUGUCACAGAACUGGGUCAUCUCUGACGCCCCGAAGAAGAUCUAUGUGGGUAACUCAUCGCGCAAGCUGCCUCUCCACGCCGAGUUACCCUCGGUUCAGUAG